This is a messenger RNA of Drosophila santomea, 549 nucleotides long. RefSeq lists its product as uncharacterized. Bases 1 to 549 code for a protein of 182 amino acids. The transcript has 3 exons. NCBI's taxonomy places the organism in Eukaryota, Metazoa, Arthropoda, Insecta, Diptera, Drosophilidae. The record is from RefSeq and is a predicted model, not a curated record.
AUGAUGACACUUGUAUCCAGGAGACUGCUCCUAAUAACCGCUGCUAUUUUGUGCAGCUUGAGUUUAAGAAUCGAGUGCAGGUCGAAGUCCCGAUUUACCAAUAUGCUGUGCGAGUCCUACAAUGAUUCGUAUGCAGCUUUUAAGAAAUGUAAACUCAAUUUACUGGGAAGAGGUCGAGUUGGAGCCGACAUAUAUGUAAGGCUGUCUGAACUGCCCAUAGACAACGGUUGGAUUAAUUUGUCCAUUUACCGCCGCUACAAUGGAUUUCGUCCGUUUAUGUACAAUGUCAGCACAGAUCUCUGCCAUCUAUUAGAAAACUCGAAUGUUUUGUCUUUUCAAGGACUCGUUAUGAAUGCCAUUAUGACGCGAUCGAACUUAAAUCACUCAUGUCCAUACAACCACGACAUUAUUAUGGAUAACCUGGAGUUUUCCGAUGAUUUCCUCAAGAAUUUGCCUCUACCGCAAGGCGUCUAUAAAAUACAACUUCGAUUUGCAACGUACAAAGUUUGGAGGGUACAGGUGACAAUGUUCUUUGAGAGAGCAGAAUAA